This is a messenger RNA of Hyla sarda, 5758 nucleotides long. RefSeq names its product SEC24 homolog A, COPII coat complex component (gene SEC24A). The coding region runs from base 192 to 3569 and encodes 1125 amino acids. NCBI's taxonomy places the organism in Eukaryota, Metazoa, Chordata, Amphibia, Anura, Hylidae. Gene Ontology annotation, molecular function: zinc ion binding; SNARE binding. The record is from RefSeq and is a predicted model, not a curated record. Gene Ontology annotation, biological process: endoplasmic reticulum to Golgi vesicle-mediated transport; COPII-coated vesicle cargo loading; intracellular protein transport. Gene Ontology annotation, cellular component: endoplasmic reticulum exit site; COPII vesicle coat. The transcript has 24 exons.
GCCCCGGGGCUGGGACUGUGCACUUCCUGCUACCCAGCGCAACAUUUUUUACAUUAUCGCCAAUAAUCUCGGGCCUGCUUUAUCCGGACAUAAUGAGCGGCUGAUUCCUCUCCUUACAGCUAACAUCUCAACAGUAUCUCCGGACGGGUGUAUCCUCAAGAUUCCUCACUUCUUCAUAGUACUCAGUGACCAUGUCCAACGCCGGGUACAACUCCCAAAAUGGGGGAUCUGGGCCGCCGUACUCGAAUGGUCCUCUACAAAACCCAAUGAUGUAUUCAUCACAGCAACCACGGGUACAGGCUUCCGGUUCAGCACUUCAAGGCACAUACGCUCAACAAAUGACAGUGAAAGCUCCUCAGCAAGCAGGUCCUGGACUAUAUAACUAUGGUGUAUCUCAGCCUGCUCCACAACCAGGAAUUCAUCAGGGAUCUGUCCAGGUUUUCAAUACACCACCCAUAGGAACAUCGCCAGAACUAACUGCUGCAAGUGCAGCAUCUUCACCAAAAAUGCCCCCUCCCCCUCAGAACUUGGUUGGAUUACCAGCAUCAGUAGGAAGCAGCCAUCCUCAUGGAAGCCAGUCAAGCUGGCAGUAUUUUCCAACACCGUUAAGUCAAGGACAGGCUUACCCUAUUACCAAUCAUCUGUCGUCUACAGAAGGAGCGGUCCCUGCCCCACCACCAACACUAGGAAAUUCACUGCCAGCCACUACUCAGCAGUAUGGAGCUUCUUGUGCUCUUCCAUCUCCUCAAAACAGUUUUAUGGUUCCAGGUCCAGCUCCAUCACCAAUCGGCCAGUCUCAGCCACCACGGCAACCUUUGGGGCUUCCACUCACAUUAUCUUGCUCAACUAGACCCACAGCACCUCCAACAGGCCCACCAUUCAACACUGCACCUAUACCCCCUUUGGCCAGUGCUCCUCCUCGGCCAGUUGGUGUGUUUCAACUUCCAACCUGUGACAGCACUUCUGUUCAGAAUAGCCACGACACAAUAGAAGGAGGUGAAUUCAUGGGGAUGGUUCAACCUGUCCAGCCUACUCCACUACAGAAUCCUAAAAUAUCGAGGAAUGCAUACCCACCAUUACCAACUGUUUACCAGAAUGUUUUUCCAGCAAGUGGCCCAGGAUUAACUCCCACCAGCCAGCAGUAUCCUAACAGACAGCAACCUCUUUCACAGCCUAACGUUGGGGUGAACAAUUUGGUGUCGUCAGUAGGAGGAUUGAGUAUUCAUCAAGCACAGCAGCUGGAUGAACUUCGAACUGUGAAUCUUCUUCAAGAGAGGAACAUACUACCACCAACAUCCCUUAAGGCUCCGACACCUUGUCUGCAGGAAGAAAUUCAGCGGCUUAAUUGUAGCCCCGACCUGGUCCGCUGCACUUUAACCAACAUCCCUCAAACACAGGCUCUGCUGAAUAAAGCCAAACUUCCCCUUGGUCUCCUGCUACAUCCAUUCAAAGAUCUUUCGCAACUUCCUGUUGUAACAUCAAGUACAAUUGUUAGAUGUCGCUCUUGUCGGACCUACAUCAAUCCCUUUGUUAGCUUUCUGGACCAGAGGAGAUGGAAAUGCAACUUGUGCUACCGAGUAAAUGAUGUUCCUGAAGAAUUCAUGUACAACCCUGUAACAAGAGUGUAUGGUGAGCCCCACAAAAGGCCAGAAGUUCAGAAUGCCACUAUUGAAUUUAUGGCACCAUCGGAAUACAUGCUGCGCCCCCCUCAGCCUCCUGUGUAUCUAUUCAUGUUUGAUGUAUCCCAUAAUGCCAUAGAAACAGGCUAUCUGAAAACUGUUUGUCAAACCUUGCUUGACAAUCUGGAAUGGCCCCUUUUGAACCCUGUUAGUGAGUUCACCAUGACCACUUCCUCUGGCAGAGAGUUCCACAGUCUUCCACUAAUACAGCUUCCUGGCAAUACAAGGACGAAGAUAGGUUUUGUCACAUAUGACAGCACAAUACAUUUCUACAGCUUACAAGAAGGAUUGUCUCAGCCACAAAUGUUAGUGGUGUCAGAUAUAGAUGAUGUUUUUAUCCCAAUGCCUGAGAACCUGUUGGUAAAUUUAAAUGACUGCAAAGAGUUGGUCCAGGACUUGCUAAAGAACCUUCCACAAAUGUUCACAAAGUCAUCAGAGACGCAAAGUGCUCUUGGGCCAGCACUACAGGCUGCAUACAAGCUUAUAUCGCCCACUGGAGGACGAAUAUCUGUUUUCCAAACACAACUGCCAACAGUGGGUGCUGGAGCCUUGAAAACUCGGGAGGAGCCAAACCAUAAGUCCUCUGCAAAGGAAAUUCAUAAUUUGACACCAGCAACUGACUUUUACAAAAAGCUUGCUUUGGAUUGUUCAGGACAGCAAGUAGCCGUUGAUCUUUUCCUCCUAAGUGGCAGAUACUCAGAUUUGGCUUCUUUAGGUUGCAUUUCCAGAUAUUCAGCAGGUAGUAUUUACUAUUAUCAUGCUUACCAUCUUCAGCAUAAUCCAGUUCAAGUGGAGAAACUGCAGAAAGAGUUAAAGAGAUACCUUACCAGGAAGAUUGGGUUUGAGGCUGUUAUGAGGAUAAGGUGCACAAAAGGUCUUUCUAUCCAUACUUUUCAUGGAAACUUCUUUGUUCGUUCUACGGAUCUGCUUUCGCUUCCCAAUGUAAAUCCUGAUGCUGGGUAUGCAGUGCAGAUGUCUGUGGAGGAAAAUCUGACCGAUGCAACUGUGGUCUCCUUUCAAUCUGCUCUUUUAUACACUUCCAGCAAAGGAGAGCGAAGGAUACGUGUGCACACAUUGUGUCUUCCUGUUGUUUCAGCGUUAUCAGAUGUAUAUGCUGGGGCUGAUGUGCAAGCAGUAAUUGGACUGCUGGCAAGUAUGGCGGUUGACCGAUCCAUUUCAUCAAGUUUGAGUGAUGCUCGGGAUGCCCUAGUUAAUGCAGCAAUUGAUUCCCUAUCUGCUUACCGUACUUCGGUGCUAACUGUACAACAGCCUGGUCUUCUAGCACCGAAUUCAUUGCGUCUCUUUCCUAUGUUUGUACUGGCUCUUCUAAAGCAGAAAGCUUUCCAAAAAGGAACAAAUGCAAGUUUGGAUGAUAGAAUAUUCUCCAUGUGCCAGAUAAAGAAUCAGCCCCUGAUUUACCUGAUGCUUAUGAUACAUCCUAACCUAUACAGAGUAGACAAUCUAUCAGAUGAGGGAGCACUUAUCAUCAAUGACAAAGCAAUACCUCAACCACCUAUUUUUCAAUUGUCUGUAGAAAAGCUGAGCAGAGAUGGAGCCUUCCUAAUGGAUGCAGGCACGAUUAUGCUGCUGUGGUUAGGCCGUUAUUGUGGACAGAACUUCCUUACUCAAGUUCUUGGCGUUGCUAAUUACUCAGCAUUAUCUAAAGACAUGACCCAGGUACCUGAACUGGAUACAGCUGAAUCUACUAGAUUUAUAGCUUUUAUCACUUGGCUUCGGGAGCAAAGACCUUUCUUUUCAACAUUACAUGUAAUUCGGGAGGAGAGUCCUUUAAAGUCUACUUUCCUUCAGAACUUGAUUGAAGACAGAACAGAGUCAGCCUUAUCAUACUACGAGUUUCUCCUCCAUCUCCAGCAACAAGUGAAUAAGUAAAAAAAAAAUGUAUAAAAGUGUGCAUGAGAAUAAAUGUAUCCUAACAGUAUCACAUACAAUGGCCCCUGAGCUACAUCUGAAUUACUUAGGCCUAAUGAAAUAAAAUAUGCAUACACUGUGAUUUCAGCAAAAAUAAUCUACUGACCAUUCAUGGGUACAGAUAUGUGCAAGCACACAAGCUAUUUUCAAUAGUGAAAUCUAAGAAUUCAGACAUGCCUUUACACCUGUUGUAUACCAGAACUGCUAAAAAAAAAAUCUGUUCAUUGCAUUCAGAUGUGGUUGCAACCCUCAUGCAGAAGCCACUAUUGGCACCAAAAGGUUUCUGCAGUAUUCAGGAGGUGAAAAGACAUUUAAUAAAAUAAAGUCAGAUCCUACUACAGAAUGCUAUUUUUUUUUUUUUGCUUUAUUUUACUAUUUUGCUGCUAGAUUUUUAAACUAAACUAGCUGAAAUACAAGUUGCUGCUAUAAUAGAAAACUGCUUUGUACCCACAUGUGUAUGUGUAAAUGUUUUCAUAAAUUGGCAGAACUUUAUCUGUGUAGAAGAUUAUGUAUUAACAGCAGGCCAUAGUGUUUUUGUCGCAAUCAUUAUGGCUCAAAUACAUAGAGGGAUUAAAAUGAAGUUCUGCAGCAAGCCUUCAUGUAAAGUAUAUUAUCUAAAACACCCUAAAGGACAACUCUAUGCUGAAUAUUCAAAGCAACCUUAUUCAUAGCAUGAUGUUGCAUUUCUUCCAGCUCUCACACUGGCUUAAAAGGACAAAAAUUUCAGUAGAUUGUUCUAGGAAGGUCCUAGGUGGUAACAUUUAAUGUUUGCAGGGAAGAGGGUUAAAGGGUUACUCCACCCCUAGACAUCUUAUCCCCUAUCCAAGGAUAGGGGAUAAGAUGUCUGAUCGUGGGGGUCCUUCCACUUUGGACUCCUGUCCAGCUCCCUAGUCAUCUGCAGCACGGAGCUGAAGCUUGCUCCGUGCCUGAUGACUUACGAUACAGGGGCCGCUGUCACGCCCCCUCCCAUAGACUUUCAUUAAGGGGAGGGUGCAUGACAUCAUGAGGGGGUGGGACUGUGACGUCACGAACCGGUGGCCCUUGUAUUGUGCGUUAUCAGGCAUGGAGCAAGCUUCGGCUCUGUGCUACAGAUUAGGGGGCUGCAGAAGAGAUCGCUGGGGUCCCCAGCGGCAGGAUCCCUGCGAUCAGACAUCUUAUCCCCUAUUAAGGUUCUAUGGAAAUGCCAUGAGGAAGCCUUUGAACCAGGUUCGGCUUGUAGUUCUAACAAGAUUUGGUUUAUUUCCGUAUGCUGUAAAUAUUACAUGAAGUUAUUUGACAGAGAAGCCUAUGUUUUGCAGAGUAGGCAGUGAUUAAGAGAGGGUGCAUAUGAUUAUAAAUCAAUGGCCAAAAUUAGGGCUAACAAUUAACAAUAUAUAUGCAAGUGUAUGUCCAUUGCUAGUUUUGUUUCUUCUCUAGGACCAAAGUAAGUAAUUCUUGUGCACUCUGUGUAAUGGCAUUGGUAGUCAUAACACUAUGCAGAACAUGAAAACAUGUAUGUGUGUGAUGUGUUAAAGCAUAGAGUUUCUUAUUGAAAAUAAACUCAAGGUUAUCCUUGUAUUCAGUACAUUGGAGUGAACCGCUUAUGUGUGCUUUAACAUAUGGCAUUCAGCAACACAUUUGAAAUAUCAAGCCACAUAAACAUUUUUUAACCAUUGGCACUCACAGUAAAAAGUUCUAAACAUUAUUGAACUGGUGUUUCCUUUUUGUUUCCUUUUUGUUUCCUUUUUGUUUAGUUUUUUUGUUUGUUUUUAAUAAUAAUUACUUAGGCUUCUAUAAACAUACACAUAUUAAGGAAUACAAAGCCAUUUUUUGCCCUUACCUUACCAAUGCCCAUGUUGUUUAUUGGGUAUGGUAUUAAAUAUUGGUAAAAAAAAAAAAAAAAAAGCUGGAAAAUGAAUAAGAAACAAGAUACAGAAUUGCUACCACUUUGACAUUAGGGCAAAAUUGUCAGAACAGACUAAACUACUUUGUUCAGCAAGAGGUCUACCUACUGUCUUUUUAAUGAUUUGGAAAAAUGUUCUAUAUUAUUGGUUAAUUUAUUGUAAUGUGGACAAAGAUGUGUGAUACAAAGAUUUAGAUUUUCCUCGUUUUAAUAAAAUGCACAUUUUAUUCUGAAUUUCAUGUUAAUAAAGCUAUUAAAGAUCAAGUAA